AUGGACCGUGACGUUGGCGAUCGAAUCCAGGAAUGCGCAGGAUGCGCAUCGGUGAGUGUACAAGGUCCUGCGGAACCGAUGAUACGGAAAGAAAUGCCAGAAUGUGCGUGGCAAGAAAUAGCAGUAGACUUCUUCUCUGCGAAAGAAUACGCUACCUUCCUGGUGGUAGUGGACUAUUACAGUCGUUUUUUGAAGGUCAUUGAGAUGAAAGGCACCACAGCGGCUAAAACUAUAGAGGCCCUUGAAUCUAUUUUCAUGGAACAAACAUAUCCAGAGACAAUCCGCAGCGAUAACGGCCCUCCAUUCUCAAGCGAGGAGAUCUCAAAUUACUGUGUUCGAAAGAAUAUUCGAUUGAUUCGCACCAUCCCCUACUGGCCGCAAAUGAACGGGCUCGUUGAGAGGCAAAACCAGGGUGUUUUGCGGGCGCUCCGAAUUGCUAAAGCAGUCAAUGCAGAUUGGCGUAGUGCCGUUAAAGAUUACGUACACAUGUAUAAUACGACGCCUCAUACAGUAACCGGUAAGGCCCCGUUAGAAUUAUUGACUGGAAGACCAGUGAAAGAUCUUUUGCCUUCUCUGAGAACUGAACCUUAUUGGAAUCGUGAUCCUGAUAUACGAGAUAAUGAUGCUAUUAACAAGAUGAAAGGGAAGAUAUAUGCCGACAAGCGCCGACAUUCCAAACCGUCUGAAAUAGUUGAAGGCGAUACUGUAAUGUUGAGAAAUUAUGAGUUGGAGCCCAAUUUCAGACUUGAGAAAUUUACGGUCAUCAAAAAGAAUGGUAACGAUACGAUUGUAAUGAAUGCGGAGGGGAUUAGGUACCGACGUCCCGUAUCUCACUUGAAAAAAUGGCAUAUACCUUCCUCUGAAACUGUUCAAAGUUCUUCUUCGGAAGAUAAAACGAUUAUUGUUGAGCAAGAACCAGAAACAGAUCCCACCAUAAGAAAAGAAGCAAUGGAAGAAGAAUUGACAUCUGAGCGUCCAAAAACGGCACGAAAGAUGCCAGCCAGAUACAAUUGA
Toxorhynchites rutilus septentrionalis is the source of this 1014-nucleotide messenger RNA. RefSeq lists its product as uncharacterized. The coding region runs from base 1 to 1014 and encodes 337 amino acids. The transcript has a single exon. Gene Ontology annotation, molecular function: nucleic acid binding. NCBI's taxonomy places the organism in Eukaryota, Metazoa, Arthropoda, Insecta, Diptera, Culicidae. Gene Ontology annotation, biological process: DNA integration. The record is from RefSeq and is a predicted model, not a curated record.